This is a messenger RNA of Necator americanus (New World hookworm), 255 nucleotides long. RefSeq lists its product as uncharacterized. The coding region runs from base 1 to 255 and encodes 84 amino acids. The transcript has 3 exons. The record is from RefSeq and is a predicted model, not a curated record. Gene Ontology annotation, molecular function: serine-type endopeptidase inhibitor activity. Lineage: Eukaryota; Metazoa; Nematoda; Chromadorea; Rhabditida; Ancylostomatidae.
AUGCGGCUACUUCUAUUCGUUUUUGCACUUAUAGACAUAGUAUUCUCUCUGGACAAGUUAUGCGAAGAGGAACUUGUAAAAGGACCAUGUCGUGCGAGUUUUAGAAAGUACGGGUACUCGAUGAAGGAAAAAGCAUGUAUACAGUUCAUUUACGGUGGAUGCCAAGGAAAUGAUAACAAUUUCGAGACUAUCGAGGAAUGCAAGAAAAAGUGUGAAGAGGCAGAGACGGCGACAGAGAAGAAAAAGGAGACAUAA